AUGAAGAUUUUUGCCGCUUUUUCGCUCACGCUUGCAGUAAAAAAUCCUGAUCUUGGACUGAAUUAUCAGCCAAAAUGCAACUCCUGCACGGGCUCGUCAUAUGCCGAUUGCUUUGUGAACGUCUGGGAAGAGUUUUGUAGAGAUGAUAAGGUUUGCCAGGUUCAAGAGAGAAGGAGAGGAGGGAUCGUUUACUCGGUCGAAUCUGGGUGUAAGCAGGUCAUGACUUGCGUCAACAAUCGACUGAAUAACAAAAAAGAAAGCGGACAAGAUAGGCUCACAGAAUGCACUCAGAAAAUUAAAGAUGGGAACGAAGCUGAAAUUGCCUCGGUGUGCCGACAGUGCAUGCACCCUGACGGCACAUCUGGAACCCUUUUCAUGCAAAAAGUUUCCGCUACUGGCAACACAGGCUUGCCACUUUCAGGUUGGAUGGAAGAAACGCUCGACUACACUAUCUAUCCUGAACAAACGUUGCGAAAAAUUGUUCAAAGUAUCAAAUAA
Oikopleura dioica is the source of this 498-nucleotide messenger RNA. NCBI's taxonomy places the organism in Eukaryota, Metazoa, Chordata, Appendicularia, Copelata, Oikopleuridae. The record is from the annotation of a GenBank genome assembly.